Messenger RNA from Paramisgurnus dabryanus, 754 nucleotides. It is a transcript of the gene carhsp1, whose product is annotated as calcium regulated heat stable protein 1. Gene Ontology annotation, cellular component: cytoplasm. Gene Ontology annotation, biological process: regulation of mRNA stability. Lineage: Eukaryota; Metazoa; Chordata; Actinopteri; Cypriniformes; Cobitidae. The record is from RefSeq and is a predicted model, not a curated record. Gene Ontology annotation, molecular function: mRNA 3'-UTR binding.
UCACACUGUGAGAGAGGUUGAGAGGGAAUCAGCAAACGCCUAACAACAAGUUUGCUGCUGUGGCUGUUUUCAGUGUCUAUUGUCUCUAAACAAUAGUUCUCCAUUUUUACGGUUUUAACUUUGCUCCUGCACGUUUACAAUCGUGUCUAUUGAGUUUCCUGGUAGGGCAUAAACGUCCCAUCAUCAGUAUGUCAUCAGAGGCAUCAUCUCCUGUGAAGGCCGCUCAGUCCAACACCCCUCCUCUGUCCCCGCUGUCGCCGACCUCACCUGUUUCUCCGGUAUCCCCCGGCGGUCUGCGUCUGCCCACCGGCCGCUACAGAGACCGCUCGCCGUCCCCCAUGAGGGAUUAUUUGAUCCCCAGCCCCUUGCCCACUCGACGCACUCGUACCUGCUCAGCUGCAGCGCGUGCAGCAGAAGGUCCAGUUUUCUCUGGGGUCUGCAAGUGCUUUUCACGUUCCAAAGGACACGGCUUCAUUAAGCCAUCAGACGGAGGCAAUGACAUCUUCGUGCAUAUCUCUGACAUAGAGGGUGAAUAUGUACCCGUGGAAGGAGAUGAAGUGAGCUAUAAGAUCUGCUCUAUUCCACCUAAACACAUGAAAAUCCAGGCCGUGGAGGUGACCAUCACUCAUUUAGCACCAGGCACGAAGCACGAGACCUGGUCAGGACAUGUGGUCGAAUCAUGAAGACCCGUGAUGAAAAUAGUGCUUUAAUUCUGUACUGUCAUACUGGGUGAUAAAAGUGAUGUUAAAAUGGA